GGCUCACAGCAGACAAAUUCACAUUCAACACUCUCUUCAUCGAUCUUGAGUAUAUUUUAAGUUGCGAUUUAGAAAAACCAAGUUAAUUACUACUCCGUAUAUUAUAGAUUGGGGGUUUUCUUGCCUGAAGUUAAUUACCUAGCUAGCUAAUUAAGUAAGUGAUGGGUAGGCCUCCUUGCUGCGACAAACAGGGGGUGAAGAAAGGCCCCUGGACUCCCGAGGAAGACAUCAUGCUGGUCUCUUAUGUUCAAGAACACGGCCCCGGCAACUGGAGAAACGUUCCUUCUCACACCGGUUUGAGAAGAUGCAGUAAGAGUUGUAGGCUUCGGUGGACUAACUAUCUGAGGCCGGGCAUCAAGAGGGGCAACUUCACUCUCCAAGAAGAGAAGAUGAUUAUCCAGCUCCAGGCUCUCCUAGGAAACAAAUGGGCUGCCAUAGCAUCAUACCUGCCAGAGAGAACAGAUAAUGACAUUAAAAACUAUUGGAAUACGCACUUGAAAAAGAAGCUAAGAAUGGUUGAAUCUGUGGGGGACUGUGGUGUGCCUAAUCUUAGUAGAUUCUCAUCAUCCUCAGCGUCAAGAGGCCAGUGGGAGAGGACACUUCAAGCGGAUAUAAACACAGCCAAACAAGCCCUCAAUGAUGCUCUGUCUCUUGAUCACCAGCAGAACACCACCCUGCUCCCGGCAGUGGAAUUCUCUGUCCCGGAAGUGAACGCAACCGCAUCUGAUCAAGCCCGGCCACCCCCUGUGCGGCUACACACCCAGCCGUCUAACCGUGCCUUAUACGCAUCCAGUGCCGAGAACAUUGCAAGAUUGCUCAAGGGCUGGAUGGGAACUCCAGCGACGACGUCCUGCUCCGCGGGUACUCCCAGUUGGCACUCAACCACCCAAAGCAAUGCCACUAUAACGACCGCCGCCGCCGCGGAUAUUUCUUCAUCCUCCUCCAGCGAAGACCCUUGCAAAGACGAGAUUUGUUUGAACGCGGCAUUUGGUUCCAUUUUUGGGUUCGACUCAUCGAUGACCUUGGACGACCACGUCUUCUCUCAGUCCGCCUCACCAGAUGAUGGUUCGGCCUUCAUGUUUUACGGCGAGAGCAAACCGCAAGUCCCGUUUUCAGCUAUGCUGGAGAGUUGGCUGGUGGGUGACAUCAACGGUUUUGAUUAUGCUAAUACUGAUUUGUUUUAGAAAAUAUUUGCACUAAAUAGCAUUAAAACUUAAUCAUUUUCCUAAAUAGUACUUAAAUUGUUUUAUUCCCUAAAUAACAGUUAAUAAUGUCCAUAAUAUCCAGUUAUAGCGAAUAUUUGUUUGAAUAAUGACUAAUGCAUAAUGACUAAAAGUGCUACAUUGGG
Messenger RNA from Cuscuta campestris, 1348 nucleotides. NCBI's taxonomy places the organism in Eukaryota, Viridiplantae, Streptophyta, Magnoliopsida, Solanales, Convolvulaceae. The record is from the annotation of a GenBank genome assembly.